Molecule: messenger RNA, 1831 nt
Organism: Penaeus chinensis
Lineage: Eukaryota; Metazoa; Arthropoda; Malacostraca; Decapoda; Penaeidae
Product: ATP synthase subunit C lysine N-methyltransferase-like
Biological process (GO): peptidyl-lysine trimethylation; regulation of mitochondrial ATP synthesis coupled proton transport; positive regulation of proton-transporting ATP synthase activity, rotational mechanism
Cellular component (GO): mitochondrion
Molecular function (GO): protein-lysine N-methyltransferase activity
Source: RefSeq, a predicted model, not a curated record
ACGAUAAUUAAGAGUAACUAUGGAUGGAUGGGAUAAUGAUGAUCACAAAUAUUAUUAUUAUUAUUAUCAUUAUUAUAGUUCUCCUCCUCCUCCUCUCAUCAUCACCAUCACCAUCACCAUCACCACCACCAUCAUCAUCAUCAUCAUCGUCGUUACUACAAUUAUCGUUGUUAUUAUCAUCAUUACCACAAUUGUUAACUUAACAUCUUUAAUAACAGAAACCGUAACAAUUACAAUGACUAUGAUGCUAAAUGGAAAGAUGGUGAAUAAGAACAGUGGCGAUAGUGAUGAUGAUAAUAAUAGUAAUAAUAACAGUAACAGUGCUGAUGAAGAUGAAGAUGAAGAUGAAGAUGAAGAUGAAGAUGAAGAUGAAGAUGAAGAUGAAGAUGAAGAUGAUGACGACGAUAAUAUAAACAAAAAUUAAAACGAGUAAUUAAUAACAAGAAACACUAAUAACAUCAACACAAAUGAUUGUGAUUGUCCAAGUGAGAGGGAUGUUUUGAAGGCGAAGUAAUUAUUUUGUUUUCGUUUCUCCUUUCGGUAAAACUAAUUUGUUUUUGGGAUAAUAGCCUCGAAGUAAUUGCCAUCGGGUGCUCUCUCUUCUGGAAAUUGCUAUUGUAAAAGCUAUUAGGAUUAAUUUAUUUUUAAAUUUCAUUAAGUUCAAUUAUCGUGGUAAAUUUAACGAAUUAAUUUGUUCAUUUAUUUACGCUAAACAUUAUUGGGGAUUUUAUCAUAUAGACUAUUAGAAAAAAGGAAGUUGAAAUCCUUUUAUAACUGGUAAGUGAGAUCGAACAAAGAAAUCUAAGGCGCGCAAGUGUCACCUUGAUGCUGUAAAAACGCUCCGUCACACACGAACAUGAAGGUCCUUUUUCCCUUUUAUGUAUUCUCCUCGUGCUCGCUUCCCAUUUUCUAUUUUAUACACGUAAAACAUUUUCAAAUCCUAUCCUUGAUCCUAUUUCCUCUACCCCUCACCGCAUGAUUCCAUUGAAUUACACGUUACGCUAGCGCACAAAUAGCGCUUACGGUGAAGUGUCAGGAACAAAGCCGGUCGAUUUGUGGUUUCGGUGCCGUUCCGGGUUUGGAGCCGAAGCCUAUCCGGCUGUAAUUUGGAGAGAGAUCUAUGCCUAACGCGUGUGGUACUAAAGAAAAACCAGAGCAUAGCAACAGGAAUGUGGGCUUAGUGCUGGUUGGCUUGACCGGAGGAGCAGCCAUUGGUCUCAGUAUUAUUGCCGCUCCUUUUGUUGCACCUGCACUGAGAAAGGUGUGUCUUCCUUAUGUCCCAGCUACCACCCAACAAGUCAGUAAUGUCCUGCGAGCCCUUAAAGGUCGAACUGGAACUCUGGUAGAUCUUGGCAGUGGAGAUGGUCGUAUAGUUGUUGCUGCAGCCAAAGCAGCCAAAUUAUCUGGUGUUGGAGUAGAACUUAACCCAUGGCUAGUGUGGUAUUCACGCUGGCUUGCCUGGAGGAAAGGCGUCUCAUCCUCAACUUCAUUCAUGACACAUGACCUCUGGAAGCUAAACUUACAGCAGUAUAAGAAUGUUGUGAUCUUUGGCAUUGAGGAAAUGAUGCCAGAUUUAGAGACAAAGUUAUUCCAAGAGCUGACUGCUGAUGGAUGUGUGGUUGCCUGCCGGUUUCCAUUACCUAACUGGCAGCCAGUAGCAACAUUUGGAGAAGGCAUUGAUACUGUGUGGCUCUACAGAAAACCCAGCAAAAAUGCAGUUGACAAGAGAAAAGAUAAUGAAAGUUUUGUUGAUAAUAGAUAAGAACUGCUGUGUUUAAAAUGUAUGUGAAUUAUUGUAAAUAAUUUUAUAACAAUAGAAGACACUGUUUAC